UUACAGCAAUAACGGCAAAUACUAACAGCGGCGGAGAGCCGAAAGCGUUUUGCAAAUCAACAUUGCUUGCUUUAUGACGAGAGUUGAGCGCUCGUCGGAUUCCGUUUCAGUGCCGCUUUGUCCGUUCGCGAUUGCGUUCUCAAUACUACGUCUCGUCUCUCGUCUCUCGUCUCGUCUCUCGUCUUCCCCCACCAUCAGUCGUGCUCCACCUGUGCCGCCUCCAUCAACUGUCAGAGCCAACGUGGAGUGUUUGUGUGUCUGUGUGGCCUAACCUUUAAGCCUUCUGGUUUGGCCCGAUUUCCCUCGGUUCAGUGCAAGGCUAAAUCAAAAAUAACCACGAGGGCUAGUUGGGAAAGAGAAGAACUACACAACCGAGCCACCACUGCACCACUGCACCACUGUCAACGACACCACCGAUCACAGCAAUAGCUGCCACACAGCACAAUCGCCCAAACUCCCAGCAGCACGAUGGAUCUGAAGCACAGCGGCACUGGAGCCGCUGAGAACACUGAUUCCUAUAUGGCUGCCAGCAAAUCCACAGACAUGAUCUCGCCCAAGGAGAAGGAGAGUAAGGGGGCCAAGGUGGGAGUGGGCGUGGGAACGGGAACGGGAUCGGGCAACGCUCCUCCAGAAGGCUACAAAGUCUACGCCCGCCGCUGGGCGGUGCUCAUUCUCUUUGUCUUAUAUUCAGCCUCGAAUGCCAUGCAAUGGAUACAAUACACCAUCAUCAACAACAUAAUCACACGCUACUAUGGCAUUAGCGACAAGUGGGUGGACUGGACGUCCAUGAUUUAUAUGAUCCUGUAUAUACCACUUAUUUUUCCUGGCAGUUGGUUCUUGGACAAAGUGGGUCUACGUAUAACCGCCCUAGUCGGCAUCGUUGGGACCUGCAUAGGGGCCUGGAUAAAGGUCUGUUCGGUGGAUCCGUCGCUCUUCUACGUUAGCUUCAUUGGCCAGUCGAUUGUGGCCCUUGCCCAGGUGUGCAUCCUCUCGCUGCCAGCCCGCUUGGCCGCCGUUUGGUUCGGACCCGAUCAGUGCUCCUCGGCCACCAGUGUGGGAGUGUUUGGCAACCAGCUGGGCGUGGCGAUUGGUUUUGUGCUGCCACCGAUGCUGGUACCGAACUCCGAAGAUCUGGAAACGGUGGGCAAGGACCUGCAGAUGAUGUUUUACAUGGUGGCCGGACUCACCAGCGUUCUGCUUGUCCUGAUGGUGCUAUUCUUCCAGGACAAGCCACCGACCCCGCCGUCGGCCGCCCAGGAGGCUUCCCAGCGGCUGGAGGGUAACGAAGCGGAGCAGGUCAGCUUUAUGCAGUCGCUGAAGAAUCUGAUUACCAAUCGCAACUUCAUCCUACUGCUGCUCUCCUACGGCAUCAACGUGGGUGUCUUCUACGCCAUCUCAACGCUGCUCAAUCCGGUUGUUCUCAAGUAUUAUCCCAACCAUGAGGUGGACGCUGGCCGCAUUGGCCUUAGCAUUGUUCUGGCUGGCAUGCUGGGAUCUGUGGUCUCUGGCAUUGUGCUGGACAAAACGCACAAGUUCAAGGAGACGACGUUGGCGGUGUAUGCACUCUCCAUGGUCGGCAUGUGGAUAUUUACCUUCACCCUGGACACAGGACACAUUGCGGUGGUGUACCUAACGGCAUCUCUGCUAGGCUUCUUCAUGACCGGGUACUUGCCGGUGGGCUUUGAGUUUGGCGCCGAGCUAACGUUCCCCGAGCCGGAGGGCACAUCGUCCGGGCUGCUAAAUGCCUCGGCCCAGACCUUUGGCAUUUGCUUCACACUCUUCUACUCGGAGAUCUUCACAGCAUUCGGGGACAUUGCCGCCAACACCACCAUGGCGGUGAUGCUGAUUGUAGGCACAAUUAUUACGGCCGCCACCCGAUCCGAUCUGAGGCGCCAGAAUGCCCACGCAGGAAGUGCGGCUGGCAACCCAUAAAUACCCCAUCCACCUCCACACCCACACCCAAACCCACUAUCCUCAGCCACAUCCACAACCACAACCACACCAGCUCAGAGACAGGAUCUGUCGACUGUUUUUAUGUAUAGUACGAGUAUUCUGCGCAUAUCAAUUGUUUAACAUUUUAAUUUAUUUUACUCAUUGUUUACUGUAUGUACACUUCCUUUGUAGCCUUAAGUGUUGAAUUAUGAAAUGUUCAUUAAAGAUGCACAAAAACACACCCACCCACACACACACACACACUAUGAGUAAGGUUAGACAAAUAUUUUUUAAAUUUUAUAUUGGCCAAGGCAUAAGAUUUAGUCAGUAAUACUUUUGCAAUACAAUGACUUGCAACGAAAUUCGCUUUGUCCCUUCUGUUGCCACUGCACCGGCCAUGCCCCACCACACUAAACAGAGGAUACCACAAGAUAUACUGUCACACACCCUGUUAAAUAGCAAAUAUCUAUCCCCCUCAGUAUUAUAGCCACCAAAUAUUGUAGAGAACUACUUGUAUUGUAUCGAUCGGUUGAGGAAACCCAAACCUACUUAGUUAUGUUUGAGUGGCCAAGGCAAAACUAUUACCAAACAGUAGCGGGCUGGGGACUUUAGCUUCCCCUCCCCCAAAAUAUAUGAACUUCAAUACACCGACCCGAUCCAGAAGAGCACACUCGCUAUCGUUGUACAAAGCACGAGAAUAUCCUGCGAAUAUCUGGCAUAUCUGGCAAACUGUAAUCAUUUUGGAGAAUUUACAACCACCAAGCGUCUGGCCUGCAACCUGCAACGAGCAGACAGACAGAUUAGAGUCAAACAAACACAAUAUACACACAAUAUACCUACAUAUACAUAUAUCCAAUAUAUAUACAUAUAUAAAAUAUGAUAUCGUUGUGAACUAGAGAAAAACUUACGAGGGAAAAGUGUAUUCAAAUUUUGUAGAUAGCCUUUAGGCCAAUGGCCACCUGACAUAUGUAUGUAUGGAUGUACGUAACCUAAUCGCCAACAAAACUAGCGUCAAUUCAA
Messenger RNA from Drosophila subobscura, 2952 nucleotides. Its product is annotated as feline leukemia virus subgroup C receptor-related protein 2. Lineage: Eukaryota; Metazoa; Arthropoda; Insecta; Diptera; Drosophilidae. The record is from RefSeq and is a predicted model, not a curated record. Gene Ontology annotation, biological process: transmembrane transport; heme export. Gene Ontology annotation, molecular function: heme binding; heme transmembrane transporter activity. Bases 469 to 1932 code for a protein of 487 amino acids. The transcript is spliced from 10 exons. Gene Ontology annotation, cellular component: membrane.